GAUUGUUCCGUAUAUCGAUCGUUUUUUUUUUUGCAAUCUUGUUCGAUCAUUAUCUUCCUGAAUCCUUUACUACAAACAUGUUGCAUUGCCAUAAGUAUUUCUUGUAGUUCACUUUCAAGAGCAUUCUUAACUUGCUUUCCAGUCCUGAAAUGCUCCAUAAUAGUAACCAUUAUUGUCUCGAUAAACCCAUCCAGCAUUGCUUGUUAUCAUUUGGUCAUUCAAAGAUUCAUCGAUAUUGCACUUCAUCCUUCCUUCUGGUGGUCUUCUCCAUUGACUUUCUUGAUGUUCUUGCCAUUUGACUAUUAGUAUUAUGAGUUGUUUUUACGCAGAAUUAUGAGUACAUUCCAGCUUUUCCAAACUAUCCAUAUUGGCAAAUUUUGUAGGUGUGUGAAUCAUGUGAAGAAACUACAUCGUAGGCAUUCUUAAAUUUUUUUCCUCCAAAGAAGUCUUAGAGCUUUGGAUUAUAUAAUUGGAGACUCCACAAGCUUUCCAUAUUGUUUUGACAUAUAUAGGUGUAUUCAAAGAACAUGUGUUCCCCUGUCUCUGCAUGGUUACAACAAUGCCUACAUUGAUCAUCCUGCAUCAUAUGUCGUCUUUUGAGGUUACUCCCAAUAGCCGAACCGUUUGAUAACAGUCUCCAUAAAAAGUGCUUCCGUUUUGGUGGAGCCUUCGAGUUCCAGAUUUUGUGUUUGAUGUUAUUGUUUCCCGAGAUUGGUGUAAAUGAGCACUGAGCCAAUAAGCCAGAUUUUACCGAGUAUCUUGUAAUGUCAGCUGACUAGAUCCAUCUUUGCAUAUGACGAACUGAGUUUGAUUUUUAGGAUCUUGUCCACAUCCUCAUUAAUAAUCUAUUCUCUUAGCUUUGUCUCAUCCCACCUUCUAUUUCCUUCUGUUGAGAAGAAACACUUUACGUUCUUUUUUUUUUUUUGCUUUGAUCGUGCUCUUGGUGGACGUGGCUGAUGAUGGUCAGGGAUUCAUGUGUCUGUCCAAACAUUUAUUACAGAACCAUCUCCUUGACAUGAUUUUAGACCCAUCCUUAGAUUUCUAUCUAAAGCCGACUUGAAUAUCCAAAAUAAUUAAACCUGUAAUAAAUAAUGAAACAAAACCGUGUCCGAAAUAUAAAAUACCACCGCUCAAGAAAUAGUAUAUCCUUUUCUUGUCGGUUCGCAUUUCUGGCUUUAACUUAAGACAGUCAGUUUCCCUCUUCUUCUCAGAUUCUGUCGUCUCUUCGAAUCCAAACUCAAGCAAUGCAGCAAGACUCGAAUUCUAGACCCGCCAGUGGAUAUCCAUACCCGUAUGAUCCACCUCAACAAUCCAACGCCAACGGUUACCAAAACCAGUACUACGCGCCGCAUCAUAAUCCACGCGCCAUCCUAAUCCGCCGCCUCUUCAUCGCCUCCAUGGUCCUUCUCCUCAUCUUAGGACUCAUCCUCGUCCUCUACUUCGGCCUCGUCAGUCCCCAAUUACCAUACGCUUACGUCAACUCUCUCUCCCUCUCCAACUUCAACGUCUCCAACAAUCAUCUCACUGGAAACUGGGACCUCCAGGUCCGGUUCCAAAACCCUAACUCAAAGAUGUCGCUUUACUACAACGCUGUCGUCUGCACUCUCUAUUACAACAGAGAUUCUCUGUCUGAAACUCGAUUACAGCCGUUCGAUCAAGGGAAGAAAGAUGAGACUCCCAUCAACGCUACGCUCUCUGUCUCCCGGACUUACGUUGACGCUCGAUUGGCUGAUUCUAUCGGGAAAGAGAGAGCGGCGGACGGAAGCGUAGAGUUCGAUUUGAGGAUGACUUCUUCGGUUACUUUCCGGUAUGGAGUGUAUCGGCGGAGGAGGUACGUUACGGUUUACUGCUAUGAUGUGGCGGUUGGUGUUCCCGCGAAUAGUAGCUCAGGGAAGAUGGUUGGUUCCGCUAAGAGAUGCAAAUCUUUUUGAAAAUGUACAAGUUAGUUUUUUUUAAUUAAAAAGAAAUAUAGUGUAACCAUUUUCUUUUGUUUCUUGCGAUGAUGAGUGUAAUCAAUGUCGAGAAAGAAGCAAAAAGAAAAGAAAAUUUUGAGCUAAUAUGUUGUUGGAAAUUGGAAUUAUCAUUCU
Brassica napus (rape) is the source of this 2087-nucleotide messenger RNA. RefSeq names its product NDR1/HIN1-like protein 10. The transcript has a single exon. Gene Ontology annotation, cellular component: plasma membrane. The coding region runs from base 1245 to 1931 and encodes 228 amino acids. NCBI's taxonomy places the organism in Eukaryota, Viridiplantae, Streptophyta, Magnoliopsida, Brassicales, Brassicaceae. The record is from RefSeq and is a predicted model, not a curated record.